Myripristis murdjan (pinecone soldierfish) is the source of this 3545-nucleotide messenger RNA. RefSeq names its product cap methyltransferase 1 (gene cmtr1). Gene Ontology annotation, biological process: methylation; 7-methylguanosine mRNA capping. Gene Ontology annotation, cellular component: nucleus; cytoplasm. The record is from RefSeq and is a predicted model, not a curated record. NCBI's taxonomy places the organism in Eukaryota, Metazoa, Chordata, Actinopteri, Holocentriformes, Holocentridae. Bases 1 to 2487 code for a protein of 828 amino acids. Gene Ontology annotation, molecular function: methyltransferase cap1 activity; protein binding; nucleic acid binding. The transcript is spliced from 23 exons.
AUGAAAAGGAGAGCUGAGGCAGCAUCAGCACCACUGCUGGGAAGUAGGCGGCGCCGUGAUGAUGCCAGCUCAGAUGAGGAGUCGCCAGUUCUGUCCGGCAGUCAGGACUCCAGCCAAAGCGACUCACACAGCGACCAGGAGGAUCACAGACCAGGAUUCUCCAUGCCCAGCUUAUCCCAUAAUGCCGCAGCCAUGGAUGCCCCCACACAGAGCUCCUCCAAGUUCUCCAUGUACAACAGCGUGUCACAGAAACUCAUGGCCAAGAUGGGUUUCCGUGAGGGCGAAGGUCUGGGGAAGUUUGGUCAAGGGCGCAAAGAGAUCGUGGAGGCGUCUACACAGCGAGGGAGACGGGGUCUGGGCCUCACGCUGCAGGGCUUCCAGGGCGAGCUCAAUGUCGACUGGCAAGAUGCACCUGAGCCCAGCGCUAUAGAGAAAGUUGAGUGGUUUCCAGAAUGCUCCACAGAGAUCCCAGAUGCAGAUGAACUGAAGGACUGGAUGACACUGGGACCGAGGAAGUUAAAGAUCGAAGAUGAGACGGAGUUUUGCACAGAAGAUCUUCUGCACACCCUUCUUAGGUGCAAGACGGUGUUCGAUGACCUGGAGGGCGAGGAGAUGAGGAGAGCACGGACACGCUCCAACCCUUAUGAGACUAUUAGAGGAGGUUUCUUCCUCAACAGAGCAGCUAUGAAAAUGGCCAACAUGGACCACUGCUUUGACUACAUGUUCACCAACCCAAAGGAUUCACAAGGGAAACUUCUGACAAAGGAGCGAGAGGCCGAGCUUCUGUACUUUGGUGACGUCUGUGCAGGGCCUGGCGGCUUCUCAGAGUACGUGCUGUGGAAGAGACGGUGGCAUGCCAAAGGCUUCGGCAUGACACUGAAAGGACCCUGCGACUUCAAACUGGAAGACUUCUUCGCAGCUCCCAGUGAACUCUUUGAGCCUUACUAUGGCGAAGGAGGGGUGGAUGGGGAUGGUGACAUCACUCGUCCGGAAAACGUGAGCGCCUUCCGAAACUUUGUCCUGGAGAGUACGGAAAGGAGAGGGCUGCACUUCCUCAUGGCAGAUGGGGGUUUCUCUGUGGAGGGCCAGGAGAACAUCCAGGAGAUCCUGAGCAAACAGCUGCUGCUCUGUCAGUUCCUGACUGCCCUGUCUACACUCAGGACUGGUGGCCACUUUCUGUGCAAGACCUUUGACCUGUUCACCCCCUUCAGUGUCGGCCUGGUCUACCUGCUCUUCCUGUGCUUUGACAGAGUUUCCCUGUUCAAACCGGUCACCAGCCGGCCUGCCAACUCUGAAAGGUACAUUGUGUGCCGUGGUUUGAAGCCUGGCUCAGACGCUGUGAGAGAGUACAUGUUCAAGGUCAACCAGAAGCUCAACCAGCUGAAGAACUCAGACACUGAUGUCACUGACGUGGUGCCCCUGAGCCUGAUAAAGGAAGACACCGAUUUCUACCAGUACAUGGUCAACUCCAACGAGAGCCAUUGUGCAGUCCAGAUCAAGGCGCUGGCCAAGAUCCAUGCCUACGUCUUAGACCCCGCCCUUUCAGAGCCCAAGCAAGCUGACAUCAGGAAGGAAUGCCUGAAACUGUGGGGGAUCCCUGACAAGGCCAGAGUCACUCCUGCCUCCUCAGAUCCAAAGUCAAAAUUCUACGAAUUGAUUAAGAGUUCAGAUGUGGAGUCGUUCCAGUGUAAGCUCACACCCCUCAACUCCAACACACUAGAUAAGGUACAUCAAGUCCUGGACUACCGCUGCAUUGUGGGAGGUGGUGAGCAGAUCUUCCUGCUAGCACUCGGGAAGUCUCAGAUAUACACAUGGGAUGGCAAGAUGCCUGUGCGCUGGAGGAAACUGGAGAAUUUUAAGCUGGAGCUUCCCAGAGAGACGGUUCUCAGUGUAGAGAUCGUCCAGGAGCUCAAGGGCGAGGGUAAAGCCCAGAGAAGAAUCAAUGCAGUACACGUACUUGAUGCACUAAUACUCAACGGCACUGAUGUUAGAGAUCAGCACUUCAACCAACGGAUUCAGAUGGCUGAGAAGUUUGUGAAAGCCGUGUCCAAGCCCAGCCGACCAGACAUGAACCCGAUUAGAGUAAAGGAAGUUUACAGGCUGGAGGAGAUGGAGAAGAUCUUUGUCAGGUUAGAGAUGAAGGUGACAAAAAGUUCUGGAGGAGUCCCUCGUCUGUCCUACACCGGCAGAGAUGACCGCCACUUCCUUCCCACAGGCCUCUACAUCAUCAAGACUGUCAAUGAGCCGUGGACGAUGGCGUACAGCAAGAACUCCAAGAAGAAGUUCUUCUUUAAUAAGAUAACCAAGGAGUCCACUUACAACCUGCCACCCAACUCUGUUGCGCCCUUCCACGUCUGCCACUCGGAGCGGCUCUUCUGGGCGUGGGUGGAAGGGGUCAUAGUUCACGAUUCCCAGACACGGAUGGACCCUGAGAAACUGUCCAAGGAUGACGUGCUGUCCUUCAUCCACCAGAAUUACCAGCCCUGAGAGAUCCUCCCAGUCCAAGGGAGGGCUGUAUUUGAUCCUCCCAGUCCCAGGGCUCUGCCAGCUAGUACUUAAGACACACAGUGAUGUUUUAUAUUGGUUCAGAGUAAUGGUCAAAAUCUGCUUGUAGUUGGAGUUAUGGAGUCAAAGUGGGGGAAUGGUUACUGAGCUUUCUGGCUGUGAGUCCUUGCUCGCUAUGGACACUUGACAGACCUCUCUCUCUCUCUGCCUUUUCCACUGCUCCCAGCUCUGUCACUUAGAACGAACUGAAGUCGGCACAUAAGACAGUGGAUGGAGGAUGUUGGUUGAGAAUGUAAACGGACUGGGACACGUUGGGCUGCAUGGUCCUGUAGACUAAUUUUAUAGUUCCCCACCAAAGCCAUGCCUCUCUGUGUGUGUGUGUGUGUGUGUGUGUGUGUGUGUGUGUGUGUGUGUGUGUGUGUGUGCGUGCGUGGGUAUCCAUGUUUGUGUGCGUGCAUAGUGAUUUAGAGAGAUGCAUCUGCAAGUUGAUAGUGCUGGAUACGGUUUCAAACCAAGGUUACACAAUGCAUCCAACUCUCCAAACAAACACGCUCUGGCUUGCCUUGCUUGGGACCGUUUAAAUCAUGUUCGCUCAUCUUGCUCACUCCUUAGAGACAUGGAUUUGCUGUCCUGCCUCUCACACUAAACGGUGACAUGUUUCCUCUCUCGCAGCCCUUCAGCUGGUAUCCAAAUACAAGAACUACAUGUUAACUAUAUGGUAGCUCUCGCAUAUUAUCAGUUCCUCACCUGGAGUGCACAUAUGCAUAUCAGUUUCAGAUGUAGCACGUCUCCUAUGAUUCUUUACUGAUCUGUGCUGGAGUGAGCGUGUGAAUUCAAAGUCUUGGUAAGUUUUCUGUCAGGUUUUGGGUUUGUUGCUCCAUCUUCCGCACACCUCUUUGUGCUUCCUGUUGGACUGUCAUCCCUUUUUCUCCAUCAUUUGUUAAAUACUGCAGAUUAUGAUUUAUUUUUUUCUUGUAAAGCCAUCAAAUUCUUUGUUGCAGUUAAUGACUGUGUGAAAUAAAAGUGACUCGCUCUUCUCA